Molecule: messenger RNA, 2866 nt
Organism: Aedes aegypti (yellow fever mosquito)
Lineage: Eukaryota; Metazoa; Arthropoda; Insecta; Diptera; Culicidae
Product: protein Wnt-1
Exons: 8
Coding region: 899-2065 (388 amino acids)
Biological process (GO): canonical Wnt signaling pathway; neuron differentiation; cell fate commitment
Cellular component (GO): extracellular region
Molecular function (GO): cytokine activity; frizzled binding
Source: RefSeq, a predicted model, not a curated record
CGCGAACCAGUUCAUUCCUGACUUUCGAACGGUUUGGGCGCACUUUCGGCAUCCGGGGAGAAUUAUCUGUUGCUGGAACCGGGAUAUGGAUUUUGAUCUUCCCCUGGUGGUUGAUGUUGAAAUCUCUUGUAUUUCAAAGGUGAACUGAAAGGGGCGGUUGCUUGGAUUCGUGGAUUUUCGAGUUGGUUCCGAAGUGAUCUAGUGUGCGCUGACUGGCUUCGUUUGUGCGCUGAAGUGAGAGAUUUUGUUUAGGAAUUUGCAAGUGCGAACAAAUAAGUGGAAUAGCCGCCAAACUCAAAAGUCUCGUACUUCGCGAUAGUCAAACUUUGAUGUGAAAUGUCUCUAAUAUUUAUCUAUAUCUAAAAUUUUUAAUCUGAAAUCUGAAACAAUUUUGUAAGCGUUCUAUCAAAGUGGAAUGGAGCAAAAUCAUUUUCAACCACCCCCAACCAAAUUGCAAUUUAAUGUUUGUAAUAGAAGUAGUCCAAAGUGAGUGAAAUACUGCAUCUGAGAAAAACAGAGGAAAACAAGUUUCUCUAUUCCGCCACCAACAGUGUAAUGCAACUGUAAUGUGAAAGUCGUAACGACUCCACCAAGUGUUUGUAUACCUAUUUAGGUCCAAGUGCAGUGCGGCGCGUUGUGUAUUUCCCGACAAUUUCUAAACAUUGAGAAAGAAGAAAAAUCUAUUCAGAUUAAAAGUUCCGACCUGCGGCCAGCAACAAACUGUGGACCUCAAACUCUACUCAACUCACCAUCCGUCGACGGCACCAGAGCUCGGGUACAAAGGAGAGAAGCUGAACCCGGGGAGAAAAAGUUCAUUAAGCAACACCGACAACUCCGAAAAGAGCUUCUCUGCUGAAAUGGCACAUCAUUAAUAUCCGAUGAGUAGCACGAGUGGAAAAUGGUGAAGCAUAAGACAUUCUUUUGCUUCCGACUAUCGAGCAUAUUCCCGCCGUUCCGUCCCAGCUGGCCGCCGACAAAUCAGGUCUUCAGCAGAAAUGCAGUCCAACGAAAGUCCAUGCUGCUGUUGCUGAUUGUGCUAAUCUACUGCAAUAAGUUCACUAAUGGCAACUGGUGGCGAGUGGCGGACCUGUCGCUUGAUGUAAAACACUUCCACCGGGACUCCAACCGGACGUAUGAAUUCUACAACGAGAACACGUUUUUCACCCAACAUCAAAGGGAAAUCUGCUACAACAACCCGGAACUGCUGAAGGUUAUUGUGAAUGCAGCAAACAUCGCCAAAUAUGAGUGUCAAGGUUACUUCCAGAACAGCAGGUGGAAUUGUUCUGUCCGACGUGGUUCCGAAAUUUUCUACGGAAAUUUCGAUGAUAAAGGAAAUCGUGAAACUGCGUAUCUUAGCGCAAUAAACUCAGCGUCGUUGGCUUGGACCAUAACGCGAUACUGCACCAAGGGAGAGCUGACCAUGUGCACCUGUGACCACAUUCAGCGGAAGAAGCACAGCAAAUGGACCUGGGGUGGAUGUUCGGAGGACGUCAACUACGGUAUCAAGCAGGCUCGACAGUUUGUCGAUCAUCAGGAGGAUCGCUCCACGAGCUUUGGGUUGAUGAAUCUCCACAACAAUGAAGCAGCUCGAAGAACGCUGCGAGCUAAAAUGCAAAAAGUGUGCAAAUGCCACGGGAUGUCCGGAUCCUGUACGACCCGUGUCUGCUGGCGUCGAUUACCGCCGAUGAAAUUGAUGGCCGAUACUCUCGGUUCGAUGUUUGAUGCUGCCGCUCUAGUCAAACCUGUUGAAAACAAAGGUGUCAUCAAAAAAUUGAAGCGGAAGGAUUCUCAGUACAAGAAAGUGAACAAGUCCGAUCUCGUGUAUAUCGCAGAUUCGCCCGAUUACUGUGAGGAAAAUGAAAGCCUCGGCAUAUUUGGCACACGAGGACGAUUCUGCAAUCGCACAUCGUACGGCAUCGAGGGUUGCCGGUUGCUGUGCUGUGGCCGCGGGUAUCAGACGCGGAUCCGGAACGUCGAAGAAAAGUGCAACUGCAAGUUCGUCUGGUGCUGUUCGGUCAAGUGCGACACGUGCAAUGUACGCAAGGACGAAUACAUCUGCAACUGAACCACGAGUCCAAUCGGCCAAAAUAAAUUGAUCAGUGUAAAUUAUUGCCAUUUCGCGACUAGAGUAGUUUUCCGCGCAAAAGCCAUUUCUGCACAAAACUGAUGAUGCCAUUUUGUCUCGAACUUUUGUAUAUUUAUGGAUCUAAAAAAAUCUUACUCUGAUAUAUCAUAAUACUUAUUUAUGUAAGUCACUUUUGAAGCAUUCUCAAUGGAUUCAACAUGUAAAUGUGACGUACCGAAUCAAAAAAAUGAAACGAAUUUGCAUCUAUGCUUGUUGUAAUUCGCUUUUGUAGUAUUAAGCGAAACGAAACACACAAACAAAAAUAUUAACAACGACAGUCUCUAAGUGUUUCCAGUAUUUUUAUAACCAUAUUAAGGUGUAAGAAAAUAUUUGCAUUCUGUGAUUUAUUUUUGUUUUGUAGUAUUGAUUUUAUUUAACAACCCAGUGAAAGGUUUUAACCUAUAAGUUUAGCUCGUAAGAUUAGCAACUAAGCCAACCAGACCGGUAAACGAAUAUUGAGGAGUCUUUCCUCUCAGCCAAAAACAAAAAACAGAUCACCCAGGUGGGAAAUAAGUUUUCCCCUUCCCGAAAACGUUGUGUCAAAAACUUUUCUCUCGUAAAAUGAUCCCAAAAAAAAAUUUAGCAUUUAGUCACCCAGCAUGUAAAAAAAAAACAACAGCUAAUCGACGUAAAGCACACAGAAAUUGUAAAAGCACAAAAAUAUACCUACACGUGGAACCAUUGAAUAAAUAAAAAGAAUCGAAAUAAAGCCGACCGCCCUGUACUCGUGCAUACACAGAA